AUAACAGAAGAAAACAUUAAAAAUCGACUGACGCAAAAAUAACUGUUCCAAAUCUAAAAAUGUUUUUGUAACAGAAGUUUUUAAAAAUAUAAAAUUAUGGUUAAAUGAGCAAGCUAGAAGCCUACUCUAAGCCAUCCUAACGGAUGCUCGUAAACUCUGGCAAUAUAAGAAUAACCUCCAAACACAUGUACGGUAAAAUAAUAACAGUUACUAAAGUAUUUAUAGUAAGUAGUAGUGUCCGUUAUUACAGCAAAGACAGUAGUAAGAAAUUGUUGGGAUUUCUAGCCAGCAUGCCGAAACCUAAUAGUGGAAGAAUUUUCGAUGCACAACGCCAACGGCAACAAUUAAGUAAAAAGGCAGAAAAAUAUGGUCCUAGUACAGUAUACUUACAAGUCCUUGGCUCUGGGGCUAGAGGUGCUCCUAAUACCCUUUAUCUGUUUACUGAUCAAAAACGUUAUUUAUUUAACUGUGGAGAGGGAAGCCAGAGACUUGCUCAUGAACACAGAGUAAAACUCUCAAAACUUGACCAUAUUUUUAUCACUAACAAAACAUGGAGGAAUAUUGGUGGGCUACCUGGACUCUCACUCACACUCCAGGAUGUUGGUGUGCCAAAUAUCACAUUACAUGGACCUGAUGGACUGGAUGAAUUAUACAAUGCAACAAAAAGGUUUGUGAUUAUGAAAGAUAUGAAUGUUACUAUGGCAAAGUGCAGCCCUAGUGUUGAUUUUGAAGAUAAUGUGAUGACUGUCAAAUAUGUUCUUAUGGGACCUCAAGAUAAUAUUUUCAAAACAGAUUCAACACCUACCGCAAAGAAACCAAAACUCGGUGAUGAAUGUCCUGGUGGUAAAUUCGAAGAGUUCAUUCAUGAUGACACUGACUACUACAGAAGGGAAGCCAAACCCCCAGAAGAACCGAAAAAUAAAUCUCCAAAAACAAAACUAAAAAUAUGUAAUAAAGAUCCUCUAAUGACGAAGAAUGAGAAAGUAUUGCAUGAACUACAAAAACAAAGUCAUUGCACUGUAGCAUAUAUUUGUACUUUGAAGAAACGUCUUGGUACACUUGUUCUAGAGAAAUGUGUAGAAUUGGGUGUCAAACCAGGGCCUUUAUUAGGGCAGCUGAAGAGUGGUCAAGAUGUGGUUCUACCCGAUGGUAGACUCGUACGGUCACAAGACGUGAAGACACCAGAUGAUCCCGGCCCAGUUUUUAUUGUAUUGGAAGUUCCCGAUCUAUCGUACUUGAGAGAAUCAGAAUUUGAUGCUCAUUAUGAAAAUGAAACCAACCCGCCAGAGAACAUUCCAGCCGUUGUCGUACACUAUACGCCUCCGCAUGUACUUAAUCACCCCAAGUACCGCGCCUUCAUGUCGCGGUUCGGCGCGACCACGCAGCACCUGGUGCUCAACGCGCAGAACACGUGCAUGGGGUCGGAGGCCGUGCACCGCUCGCAGCACCGCCUGCACCUGCUGGACGAGGAAAUGUUCCCCUUGCUGCGCGACGCCAGCGUGCCCGCGCUGUGGGCCCCCGGGCCCCGCGUGGGCGCCGCGCUCGACGGGCCCCGCCUCAGGGGCCUCGAGGAACUUAAGAACAAGAUCGCCGAGGCGCAGUUCCAGAACAUCAUCAGCAUGGAGGGCUGGAGCGGGGACGCCGCCCCCGCGCCGCGCGCCCCGCUCGGCGCGCGCACGCUCACGGCGCUGCACCUGCGCCCGCGCCGGCAGCUCGACCGAUCAGCGGAGCCGAAGCUUCAUAUCCAAGAGUAUAUCCAGGAGGCGAUGGAUGUGGACGGAUUCGUCGAGAGUCUAGAAAAAUUCCGAAAACUAGUUGAAAAAAUACGAUACGAGAAAAACGGCGCUCAUAAGGAGUAUCCGAAGGUCGUUUUCCUGGGAACCGGUUCCUGUAUACCCAGCAAGACGAGGAAUACGAGCGCAAUUGUUCUACAAAUUGAUGAACAAAGGUCAAUGUUGAUGGAUUGUGGCGAAGGCACAUUCGGACAACUGGUCCGCUUCUUUGGACCGAAGAAAGUCAACGCGUUCCUGAGAACACUGAAGGCAAUAUAUAUUUCUCACCUACACGCAGACCACCAUAUCGGUCUAAUAGACUUGCUUCAAGCGCGUCGUCAGGCCUUAGAAGAAGUGAACAAAGAAGGAACUCCUGUGUACCUUCUAGCUCCUGGACAGAUCGUCUCCUGGCUGUCCAUAUACGACCAGGAGUUCGAGAGGAUUCGCGAUGAAUUUACACUGAUACCUAAUCAGGAUUUGCUGGAAGGAAAAUGCUCGGAGACGAAUGCGGCGACGAGCAACAUGACGUCAGCCGUGCUGGCCAGCAUCGGCGUGCAGUACAUCCGCACGUGCUACGUGGCGCACUGCCCCAACGCCUUCGGAGUGGCCAUCGACGUGGACCAGCAGUACAAGAUCACCUACUCCGGGGACACCAUCCCCUGCCCGGAACUCGUUGAAAUCGGUAAAAACUCAACACUUUUAAUCCACGAGGCGACAAUGGAAGACGAACUAGCGGGGGAAGCGCGUAUAAAGAUGCACUCAACUACUUCCCAGGCCAUAAACAUCGGGAGGGAAAUGAACGCCAAGUACACAAUUUUAACGCACUUUAGUCAGAGAUACGCGCGACUGCCCAGACUCAAUGCGCAUAUAUUGAACGAUAACAACACCGUCGGGAUAGCUUUUGAUAAUAUGCAGAUAACAAUGGACGACUUAGAACUCCUUCCACACAUGUACGCCCCACUACAGCUGAUGUUCGCCGAACACUGUGUAGAGCUAGAAUUGAAAGCGGCUAAUCGAGCGCGGAAAGAGGAGAGGCAGAGAUUAUCCCCCACCCCACCCACGUUGGAUUCUAAACGAAAUUAUUCAACAUACAACCAUAAAGAAAAAGACACGAAUGUGAACAUACAAAAUGGAACCACAGACAAUAUGAACACAGACCAUCAGAGCAAUGGUGAAAAUAUUACAGAUAACGAUCGUAAUAUUAUCAGCUUUAAACGGAAGAGAUCACCAUCUUGUGGUUCCCGCGUUCCUGCACAGUACAGAGAGAGUCACGCAUCUCGCUUAAGACAAGAAAGGUACCGUAGCUUAUCUGAUGACCGAAAGAGAGGACAACGGAGUACAUCCGGUUCGCCGACUAAAAAUUUUACAAGAAGUUUCUUGCCUAAACAACUUCUAUCAAAGGAUAGUGCUCCACAGUCUCCUGAAAGAGGUUCAGAUGCCACACCUCGGACAGCAAGUCAAUCGUCGAAUUUAUGUAAAGAUGUCAAAAAAAAUCAUAAAACAUCAUCCAAUAAUAAUCACGCGGAUACAAAUUCUAAGACGCGCAAUAAGGUUCCCACAAUUGGAUUCUCCCUAGUUGAUGCCAGUAACAAUAAAACUAAUAAAAAUUUGAAUAAGCACAAGAAGGCCCUUUCUUUUUCUUGUCCGGAAACGAAACCUAAUUCCGGUUACGGAAAACCUUUGAUGACUCCUAUCCAUAAAAAGCUGAUUCUCCGUCAAGAACUCUGCUCAAGAACUUCGUCGGCAAGCGACGACAAAUCACCCUCCCGUCUAACGAGAUCUCGAACUCCUACGUUGGGCAAAGAAAACAGACCCACAUUAAAUGCAGCUUCUUCAAAUACACGAGUCAUACAUCAACAAAGAGCGUUAAACAUUCGAAUGCUAGACAUUAUGACGAGUAUAUUGUACCAUUUACUUUUUUGGAAGCUCCAUCACGUCGUCGCCUGUCUCUCGCAUUUGCAAUGGCAGUUAAUGAUAACAAUAAUCGCAGUUGGUUAUUUGUUUUGGACAGCUAUUAAUACUGUAUCCGGAAGUAGGGAAAAAAACCCUGGUAUUUCUACUAGUUCCAACUCGAGAUCCAAUCCAAAGAGCUCAAUUACGAAAACGAUGCCUCUGACCAAACCUCUUAAACAACCAAUAACGCAACAAAGGAGUAGCUCAAGUUCAAGAAGACAAUCGUUAGACAGAAAAGAUGGUGAGACACCUACGUCAAAGAGGCAAUUAAGCAACAGUCGACUACCAGUUGUUCAAAAGCGUAGUUCAUCAAGGGAAAAUGAUAAAAAUAUUGAAGCUGUUAUGAAAUCAACAUCUUCAUCUCGCGAAAGUUUACAUGCAAGAGGAAGGACGUCCUCGGUUAGCAGAGAUGGUAAGCCUUCGCCAAUUAAUGGGAAAAAAUUUGCAAAUCACAGCAGUAAAAGUUUUAAGCCACAGUUAGAAGAUAUCAAGAGUUCAUUUUUGUUACUUAACAAAAAUAAAGAUGCUCAAGAAAACAAUGAAUUUGAUAAAAUGUUUUUGUCAAAGUUGCAACCAACGAGAGAAAAACAAAGAAAUGAGAAAUUAUUAGAAGCAAUGAAGAAAUUUAAGACUAAAAAAUAUUGGAAUGAUUCAAAAUAUGACAAAAUAGAGGGACUAAACUGGAUAACAUGGAAAUAAACAUUUUUAUUGUAAAUCAAUAUAUUUAUGUUCUAAACUUAAAAAGUGACAAUGAUAUUACAGUGGGCUCU
Messenger RNA from Nymphalis io (European peacock), 4495 nucleotides. RefSeq names its product ribonuclease Z, mitochondrial (gene RNaseZ). Gene Ontology annotation, molecular function: 3'-tRNA processing endoribonuclease activity. The record is from RefSeq and is a predicted model, not a curated record. Gene Ontology annotation, biological process: mitochondrial tRNA 3'-end processing. Gene Ontology annotation, cellular component: mitochondrion. The transcript is spliced from 30 exons. Lineage: Eukaryota; Metazoa; Arthropoda; Insecta; Lepidoptera; Nymphalidae. Bases 144 to 4424 code for a protein of 1426 amino acids.